UUUGUGCUUGAGUCCAGUGCCACCGGCCUGGCUGCAGCUGGCUGCAGGUAGCACCGGGGUCUGUGAGCACCCGGCAUCCGGGUCCGGAACCUCCUUUCCAGCAGCGUGACACGCUCCCCUGGAGACCCGAAGCCUGGCUGACUUGUUGGAUACUGCCAUGGAGGAGCCACAGUCAGACCUCAGCGUUGAGCCCCCUCUCAGUCAGGAGACAUUUUCAGACUUAUGGAAACUACUUCCUCAAAACAACGUUCUGUCCACCUCGCUGUCCUCUAAUUCCAUGGAGGAUCUGUUCCUGUCCCAGGAUGUUGCAAACUGGUUAGAAGGCCCAGAUGAGACCCUCCAAGUGUCAGCAGCGACCUCUGCCGCCGAGGACCCUGUACCAGAGGCUCCCCUGCCGGUGGCCCCGGCACCAGCCACUCCUUGGCCCCUUUCGUCUUCUGUCCCAUCCCAGAAAACCUACCAGGGCAAAUAUGGUUUCCGUCUGGGCUUCCUGCACUCAGGGACGGCCAAAUCUGUCACGUGCACGUACUCCCCUCCCCUCAAUAAGCUGUUCUGCCAGCUGGCAAAGACGUGCCCUGUGCAGCUGUGGGUCAGCUCCACCCCGCCGCCUGGGACCCGUGUCCGUGCCAUGGCCAUCUACAAGAAGUCACAGCACAUGACAGAAGUUGUGAGACGCUGCCCCCACCACGAGCGCUGCUCCGAUGGCGACGGCUUGGCUCCUCCUCAGCAUCUUAUCCGGGUGGAAGGAAACUUGCGUGCCGAGUAUCUGGAUGACAGGCAGACUUUUCGGCACAGUGUGGUGGUGCCGUACGAGCCGCCUGAGGUUGGCUCUGACUGUACCACUAUCCACUACAACUACAUGUGUAAUAGCUCCUGCAUGGGCGGCAUGAACCGCCGGCCCAUCCUCACCAUCAUCACACUGGAAGACCCCAGUGGGAACCUGCUGGGACGGAACAGCUUUGAGGUUCGUAUUUGUGCCUGUCCUGGGAGAGACCGUCGCACGGAGGAAGAAAAUUUCCGGAAAAAGGGAGAACCUUGCCCAGAACUGCCCCCAGGGAGUGCUAAACGAGCGCUGCCCACCAGCACCAGCUCCUCUCCCCAGCCAAAGAAAAAGACACUCGACGGAGAAUAUUUCACCCUUAAGAUCCAUGGUCGGGAACGCUUCGAGAUGUUCCGGAAGCUGAAUGAGGCCUUGGAGUUCAAGGAUGCUCACACUGCAAAGGGGUCGGGAGACAGCAGGGCCCACUCCAGCUACCUGAAGUCCAAGAAGGAACAGUCUACCUCCCGUCAUAAAAAACUAAUGAUCAAGAGAGAGGGGCCUGAUUCAGACUGACAUCCUCUGCCCCAGUCAGCAACCUCCAGUCCCCUGUCCUUUCCGCCGUUGUGACUUGGGUGGUGGGAUGCACCAACGCAGCUUUUAGGAUUCUGACCCUGAGGAGAGUCCUGAAGAGAGGAAGAAAAUUCCUGUAGGUGGGGUGGAAGUUUCCAAUUGGCUCUAUGCAGUGGUGAGGCUUUUAUACCUUGCGGCUAGGACGCGGCCCCCUCUGUGAGCGCUGGUUCCUGGCCCCUGUUGGGGGAUGGGUUGGUAGUUGCCAGGUCUCUGCUGGCCCAGCGAAAUCCUAUCCAGCCACUUGUUGGACCCUGGCACCUAAAAUGAAAUUUCACCCCACCCUACGCCCUGUAAGAUUCUAUCUUGGGCUCUCAGGGUCCCAUGUCCACCAAGACCCAUUUUCAUUCCCCGCUCUGCUCAGGAUCAGUGUCUUCGAGCUCUGCCUACCCUUUCUGCCUUCACCACCCCCUCCCUUUUUAUACCCUCUUUUAUAUAUCAAUCUCUCAUUUUACAAUAAAAUUUUGUUAUCACUGGUA
This is a messenger RNA of Peromyscus leucopus (white-footed mouse), 1866 nucleotides long. RefSeq names its product tumor protein p53 (gene Tp53). Gene Ontology annotation, cellular component: nucleus. Gene Ontology annotation, molecular function: protein binding; DNA-binding transcription factor activity, RNA polymerase II-specific; RNA polymerase II cis-regulatory region sequence-specific DNA binding. Gene Ontology annotation, biological process: apoptotic process; protein tetramerization; regulation of transcription by RNA polymerase II. Bases 158 to 1333 code for a protein of 391 amino acids. The transcript is spliced from 11 exons. The record is from RefSeq and is a predicted model, not a curated record. Lineage: Eukaryota; Metazoa; Chordata; Mammalia; Rodentia; Cricetidae.